CCGCGCGCGGGUGCCUCCCCCUCCCCCGGCCGGGGUGGCUGGCCAGCCCAGAGUCGCUGGGCGCGCGGGGUCGCUUUGCCGCGCCUCGGCACGGCAGCCGAUGAAGGUGUGGAUAAUCUGGACUAAAUACAGUCUCCGAAGCCGUCCUAAUCUUUGAAAUCACUGGCUUUGAUGUGCUCAUUAUAAAUUAUAUUCCAAUACACAUGGAAUUAAAUGCCUCAUUAGCAGAAUGAGGAGUGUUCUGUGGGUCACGAGGAACAGCUCCGGGACCAUCAGGAAACCCGUAACGAAGCCCAGCCAGCGCUUAGCCGAGGGGACAGCCGGCGAGCAGUCUCCGUGAGCGGCCACAAGGGCUAGAGCCCAGAGAUGACAGUGCCCGGGGGAGAUGCGAGUCCCGCCCGCCCUCCGCUGACCUGGCGCUAAGGCCCACCCGCCACCCCAGGCCCAGCAUGCGCCUGUCGGUGCGGAGGGCGUUGCUGGCGGCCAGCUGCGCCCUGGCCCUGGUGCUGGCGGUCCAGGUGGGGCAGCAGGUGCUGGAGUGCCGCGCGGUGCUGGGGGGCCCCCGGGGGCCCCGGCGGGCCAUGCGGCCGGAGCAGGAGGACCUGGUGAUGGUGGGCGCGGACCGCGUGGAGUACCGCUACGGCAAGGCCAUGCCGCUCAUCUUCGUGGGCGGCGUGCCCCGCAGCGGCACCACGCUGAUGCGCGCCAUGCUGGACGCCCACCCCGAGGUGCGCUGCGGCGAGGAGACGCGCAUCAUCCCCCGCGUGCUGGCCAUGCGCCAGGCCUGGUCCAAGUCGGGCCGCGAGAAGCUGCGGCUGGACGAGGCGGGCGUGACGGACGAGGUGCUGGACGCCGCCAUGCAGGCCUUCAUCCUGGAGGUGAUCGCCAAGCACGGGGAGCCGGCGCGCGUGCUGUGCAACAAGGACCCCUUCACGCUCAAGUCCUCCGUCUACCUGUCGCACCUGUUCCCCAACUCCAAGUUCCUGCUGAUGGUGCGCGACGGCCGCGCGUCGGUGCACUCCAUGAUCACGCGCAAGGUCACGAUCGCCGGCUUCGACCUCAGCAGCUACCGCGACUGCCUCACCAAGUGGAACAAGGCCAUCGAGGUGAUGUACGCCCAGUGCAUGGAGGUGGGCAAGGACAAGUGCCUGCCCGUGUACUACGAGCAGCUGGUGCUGCACCCCAGGCGCUCCCUCAAGCUCAUCCUGGACUUCCUGGGCAUUGCCUGGAGCGACGCUGUUUUGCACCACGAGGACCUCAUUGGCAAGCCGGGCGGCGUGUCCCUGUCCAAGAUCGAGCGAUCCACAGACCAGGUCAUCAAGCCCGUGAACCUUGAAGCGCUCUCCAAGUGGACCGGCCACAUCCCUGGGGACGUGGUGAGGGACAUGGCCCAGAUCGCCCCCAUGCUGGCGCGGCUCGGCUAUGACCCCUACGCAAACCCACCCAACUACGGCAACCCCGACCCCAUCGUGGUCAACAACACCCACCGGGUCUUGAAAGGGGACUAUAAAACACCAGCCAAUCUGAAAGGAUAUUUUCAGAUCUCUGCAGAUUGUUGCCCAGAGGAGAAGACACCUUGCAUUCGAGUGGAAAUCGGACCUCUAAUCCAAGCAUAUUGCUUGCUCUUAAUCGCCCAAACAGGACUGCUAACGAGGAAUGUAUUUGCAUAUGUUUGCAAAAAAGCCGAAUCACCGAAAACUUAACCUGGAGACUCUCUACCUGUGGACACCCCCCCUCCCCCAGGGUGCAGAAGAACGAAGAAGAGUGUGGGAAGUAGGCUGGCUUUUGAAACUUCGGUAUUUUUUAUCUUGCCCCUCAAGAACUUUUUUUUAAAGAAAUGGAUUUGCCAUUUUUCUUAAUUUGCAGGACUGCCUUGGCGGCUUUGUUGGCGGGGACAAGGCCCACACCUGUGCCUCUCUCCUAUUGACUUACUUUUGAAUUCAAAGAAUCUAUUUAAGAAUUUAAUAUAUGAGGUUUUCUUUGAUUCCUCCUCAGUUCUUCUCAGAUUUCAGAGGAAAAAAAAAAAUUAUUUGAAUAAAGUGACCAGGGACUCA
Neofelis nebulosa (Clouded leopard) is the source of this 2054-nucleotide messenger RNA. RefSeq names its product tyrosylprotein sulfotransferase 2 (gene TPST2). NCBI's taxonomy places the organism in Eukaryota, Metazoa, Chordata, Mammalia, Carnivora, Felidae. The transcript has 7 exons. The record is from RefSeq and is a predicted model, not a curated record. Bases 450 to 1703 code for a protein of 417 amino acids. Gene Ontology annotation, biological process: peptidyl-tyrosine sulfation. Gene Ontology annotation, cellular component: Golgi apparatus. Gene Ontology annotation, molecular function: protein-tyrosine sulfotransferase activity.